AUGGCCGACAUAGAAUCAGAACCUGACAAUAACUCAAACGAAAAUGCUAAUGGUGAUUCGAUAGCUCAAAAACCUUAUGUUUGUGAUAUCUGUAACUCUAGAUUUUCUGUGAAAAUCAGUUUAGUCAGACAUAAAAUAAUUCACACAGAUUUACAUAUUUGUAAAUUUUGUGGUAAACAUUUUUCAAGCAAGUACGAUUUGGAAAUCAGACACAUGUACAUUCAUACGCACGAAUUUCCCUUCAAAUGUGAUGUUUGUGGAAAGGGAUUUAAACGGAGAAUGCUGCUAACGCAACAUAUUUGCAGUGGUUCUUCAUGGCUAGAUUGUCCACAUUGUGAUAAGAAAUAUUCUCAAAAGCAAUAUUUGGAACGUCACAUAACUGUUCAUACCAAUCCCUAUGUGUGUAAGAUUUGCGGCAAGGCUUUUUCAUCCAGUUAUGCGUUGGAUGUUAAGCACAUGCUUAUCCAUUCUGAAGAAAGACCAUUUAAGUGCACUGUAUGUGGUAUGGGUUUUAAAGAACUAAGACGACUUCGUGACCAUGUAAAGAAAAAGCAUUAUGAACAAACUCCUCAUGUGUGUGGUAAAUGUGGUUUUCGGUUUGAACAAGAGCGGGAACUUGAGGAACAUAUGAAAACUCAUAAAGUGGGUGACAGUUCAGAGAAAGAUCAUGUGUGUAAAAUUUGUGGCAAAUCAUUUGCUAGCAAAUAUCAGUUAGAGAAGAAACAUAUGUUGAUUCAUUCUAGUGAAAAACCUCAUGUUUGUGAUGUAUGUGGUAAAGGAUUUAUUGAGAAAUCUAGACUUAAGCGUCAUUCUUACAUGCACACCACUGAGAAACCAUUUGUGUGUCAAAUGUGUGGACGUGGAUUUACUGUGAAGAAAAAUCUGAAAGCUCAUGAAGAAACUCAUAAACCCAUAGACACUUAUGCUUGUGAAACCUGUGGAAAACUCUUUCAUCAAAAAUACAGUGUUAAGAAACACAUGUUGACACACAGCGAUACAAAACCAUUUGUGUGUGAUAUAUGUGGCAAAGGAUUUAUAGAAAGAUCCAGAUUAAAACGUCAUAGUUACACACACACACAGGAACGACCAUUUUCUUGUGAAAAAUGUGGUCAUGGUUAUCUUGAUCGUGCCAAAUGUAAAGCUCAUGAAGGAAUUCAUAACAACCCGUAUGUGUGUAAAUUAUGUGGUAGACAUUUCUCAAACAAGUAUGACUUAGAAAAGAAACAUAUGCUCACUCAUACCUCAGAAACACCAUUUGGGUGUAACAUUUGUGAUAAGGCAUACAAAGAUAAGAAGAGAUUGAGAGCUCAUAUGACAACACAUACCGGAUUGGAGCCAUUUAUUUGCCCAGUGUGUAACAAAGGGUUUUCAGAAAAGAAGAAAAUGACACUUCAUAUUUCUAAUGAACACCCUGAAGCUCAUCUGUUUUCUUGCCCAGAGUGCAAACGUGGUUUUUCUAAUAAAAAGUCAAUGCAGAGUCACAUAUCUUCUGCACAUAAAUCGAAGUUAUUCAAUUGUAGUGAAUGUAAAAAGCAUUUUAAUACACAGGCAGCGCUAAAUGAACACAUGAAAAUACAUGAUGAUGAGCAGAAAACAGUGGCUUGUGAACAGUGUAAAAAGGAGUUUAUUUUUCAAUCACCUGUUGAUAGACAAUUGUUAUUAAAUACUGAUAAACCAUGUAUCUGUCAGGACUGUAGUCAAACACAUGCAGAUACAUCACAAUUUAUUGUUUUGGGAGUGAUGUCGGAUGGAAAACCCAAUCAAAAUGAACUUCAAAAUGGUGCUGAUGGUGUGGAAUCAUCACCUGGUGGUCAGUUACUGCCAACAAGUUAA
Molecule: messenger RNA, 1833 nt
Organism: Lottia gigantea (owl limpet)
Lineage: Eukaryota; Metazoa; Mollusca; Gastropoda; Lottiidae
Exons: 5
Coding region: 1-1833 (610 amino acids)
Biological process (GO): regulation of DNA-templated transcription
Molecular function (GO): RNA polymerase II cis-regulatory region sequence-specific DNA binding; DNA-binding transcription factor activity, RNA polymerase II-specific
Source: RefSeq, a predicted model, not a curated record